Messenger RNA from Sparassis crispa, 768 nucleotides. RefSeq lists its product as uncharacterized. NCBI's taxonomy places the organism in Eukaryota, Fungi, Basidiomycota, Agaricomycetes, Polyporales, Sparassidaceae. The transcript is spliced from 9 exons. Gene Ontology annotation, molecular function: oxidoreductase activity, acting on the CH-OH group of donors, NAD or NADP as acceptor. The record is from RefSeq and is a predicted model, not a curated record. Bases 1 to 768 code for a protein of 255 amino acids.
AUGUCUAUUGCCCGUAUUGCUAUCGUCACUGGUGCCGCUCGAGGAAUCGGAGAGGCCGUCGCCUUGCGUCUUGCAAAUGAUGGCCUUGACGUUGCCGUGACCGAUGUUUCCGCAAGCGCAGAGUCACUCAAUGCGGUUGCUGAGAAGAUCCGCAAGACGGGCAGAAGAGCUGUUGCUGUGACCGGAGACGUGUCGAAGGAGAGUGAUGUGAAGGCCGUGAUUGAUAAAGUUGUAGACUCUCUCGGCGGUGUGGACGUGAUGGUUGCUAACGCGGGCAUCGUCAUGAACAAGCCUGCUAUCGAGACUACUCUCGAAGAAUACAAUCGCGUUAUGUCUAUCAAUGCUACAGGUAUCUUCCUGUCCUUCAAGUAUGCAGCUCUGCAGAUGAUCAAGCAAGGCCGAGGUGGACGAAUCAUCGGCGCCAGUUCAUUGGCUGGCAAGACGGGUAUGACCAAUCUUUCUGCGUACUCCGCGUCGAAAUUUGCCGUGCGCGGACUUACUCAAACUUGUGCUCUUGAAUGGGCGAGGUACAACAUCACUGUGAACAGUUAUUGCCCUGGUAUUAUUUACACUCCGAUGUUAACGGAGUCCAAAAAAGUUGAGGACGACAAAGACGUACCCCCGAUCGAGGCGGUGCGUUUACAGAAGAGCACUCCAGGUGCACAGCCCUCCGUCAUCGGCAACCUGGUCUCCUUCCUUGCACAAAAAGAUAAUAACUUUGUCAGCGGCCAGAGCAUCAAUAUCAACGGAGGCAUUUACUUCGACUGA